Molecule: messenger RNA, 808 nt
Organism: Saprolegnia parasitica CBS 223.65
Lineage: Eukaryota; Oomycota; Saprolegniomycetes; Saprolegniales; Saprolegniaceae
Exons: 3
Coding region: 134-808 (224 amino acids)
Source: RefSeq, a predicted model, not a curated record
GCGUCUUCUCUUUGACCGGUUUGACCGGAAUAAAUCGGGUGCCUUGGAGCUCGAUGAGCUCAAUGCACUGCAGCAGUCGCGAGGCCUUGGGGUGGUCUACAGCGAAGAGGACUUUCGUGAGCUUCUUGCUGCCAUGGGCAACCUCGAUGGUGCGUCGUCAACCGGGCUGUCGUGGCAGGCCUUUCUCUCCCACUAUACGACCUACGGCGGGGUGUACGAUGGCGUCCAGCAGCUGGGUGGCCUCGACAACCUUCUGCACGGAUCCAUCUCGUGGGUCCUCGCCAUCAAUAGGCACUGGCUCCUGCACCUCGAGGCCAACGCCGCAGCGUCUGUUUGGCGCAACCGCUUCCUCAAGUGGAGUCUGCUACUAACCCAGUACCUCACCGACGUGACGCUCGAGCUGUCUUUUCCAAGCGCACUGAGCUGUGCGCGGUAUUUCUGGCCGCGCAUCAAGAAUUGGCCGAUCCUCGAGGCGCCGUAUUGGCUCGCCAACCAGCUCUACGACCUGAGCACACUCUUUUGGCAUGCACAUACGGAGCCGCAUACGACCGACCAAGCAGGCUGCUUGAACCUUCUGUGCGCAGCGAAGAGCUCGCUCUCGAAGCUAGGCCACAUGCGGUCGUCCGAGCAGCACGCGCUGGCCUCCGAGACGCUCGAGAUGGAGAGCAUCCGCAAGUUCUUGGAGGCGUAUCCUGCGCUCGAAGCUGCCGUCUGCGGCGUCCAGCAGCUCUCGGUCGUGACGCGACCCGCGUCGUUCAAGGUCGAGUUGGAGCACUGCGUUGUCGCCAAGGCCAAAUCUUGUCCUUGA